AUGGCUCAAGACAAACAGAAGUCCCGCAAGGAGGUCCGAAAGGUGAAUCAUCCGGGUCAUGCCUCGGUCCCCUCCCACCUCAGCCAGGGUGAGAACGCAGAGAGCCCCAUCGCCAACAAAAAGGACACCGGCGACUUGGGAAAUAACAAUCCAGUUCCACCUGGAUCCUCUCAGCAGCAUCACGCCGUUACGGCGCAGCAUUCCCAGUAUCUGGUUUCGCCAGGGGCAAGGUUGCCCGAUGUUUCCCAUCUAAGCCCUGUCAACAACUUGAACACAGGCACUCAGCACGUACCUUCAUUCAGUGUUUCCCAUAACAACCAACACCCCUUGCCCGAUCCUUUCAGUGAGCACAACGUCCAUGUCCAUUCUCAUAUUGCCGGAGCCCCUCAUCGGCAUCACCAUGGACAGCAAAAUCAUCAACAGCAAAACUAUCAAGAGCAAAACGACCAAGAGCAAAACGACCAAGAGCAAAACCAACACCCCAUCGCCAACCCUCUCGAUGGCUACGCCUUUCAUACAAAUGUGGCGGGAGCCUCUCAUCAUUAUGGAGCGCCCAACCAGGUUUCUCUUCCUAACGGUUAUGGUUCCAACACUGUUCCUAAUGUUGCGGGAGCCCCGCAUUAUCAGCAAUCUGCUCAGUCUGCUCUCCACCAGCCAGCCAAUGCAUCGCAGAGUGCCAACUAUGGAAACAUCCCCAUGGCGUCGGGGUUCAGUCAUUUGAACCAACAUGCCGCGAACAACUUUAAGGGAGUUGCAGUUCAACACUACGCGUAUGCUGAAGAGCUUCAGUACAUGGGCAGUGUUCAAGCCCUCCCGGUUUCUCAAGGUCCGAACUAUUUCCAAGGUGUCCCAGUCCAGCACAUGCAGUAUCAGAAUCCUCAGCAACCCCAGCGCAUGGGCAUUUUGCAAGGCAAUGCGGCUUCUCAGCCGAAUAACUUCCAGUCUGCAUAUCCCAACAAUGUCUCGGCUGCUCAUUCAAAUGGUUUCCAGUUCAUCCCAGCUCAACAUUAUCAACUGUCUCGGCAGCCACAACCCGGUAUGAACAUGGCGCAAGGCGUUCCAGCUGCUCAUCUGAACAACACCCCAGCUGCUCAUGCGAACAGCUUUCCAGCUGCUCAUCCGAACAGCUUUCCAGCUGCUUAUCACACCAACGUUGCAGCUGCUCAUCAGACUGGUUUCCAACUCGUCCCACCCGAACAGCAUCACAUGCAACUUUCGCAGCAGCCCCAGCCCAUGGACAUGGUGCAGCCCAUCCCGGUCGCUGACAUCGAUCCUCUUGACCUUGGUAUCCCCCAAGAUCAGCAUAAUCCCAUCACUCCUGGACCACCUCAUCCGCAGGCCAACCACCCUGCCGUACUCGCUUUAGAAGACAUUGAUCCGGACCAAGACAUCAACGAAAUUAUCGAUGCUGCAGCCAGUGUCCUCCAUGCAGACCAUCGACAGUGCCAGCACAAGUGGGUAGAGGAUGACGUGGAACAUCAGUGCACGGGCCAUGCUUAG
This is a messenger RNA of Neurospora hispaniola, 1500 nucleotides long. RefSeq lists its product as uncharacterized. Bases 1 to 1500 code for a protein of 499 amino acids. NCBI's taxonomy places the organism in Eukaryota, Fungi, Ascomycota, Sordariomycetes, Sordariales, Sordariaceae. The transcript has 2 exons. The record is from RefSeq and is a predicted model, not a curated record.